AUGUCACAUUUUGGUAAAAGUGGACAUAGGAGGUUCAGCAGUAGUGGGAACAAACCAGAUUCGAGGCAUGUAUCAGCUCAUCAUAGAGUACCACCACCAAGGCCUCCCCGCCCGACUACUCCAAUUACGAAUGCAACCCCGAACGUCCUAUCACCGGAAUCAGGUCAAUCAAGCGCAGGUUCGAGGGGUUCGCACAGGCAAAGCCUCAGCAAUCCAAUAGGUAAAUCUAAAAUGACUGAAACAUUGGUCUACCACCUAUUUUUUGAUCGAAUAUUACCAGUGCUACCGGUUGAAUCUACAUUAACGACUUAUAGAGAAGUAGAGAGCGAUCAGUUUUUCAUUUCAUGCAGGGGCGUGAUUAUGAAUGUAGCCUUAUCCAGAGAUUUGAAUCCUGUCAUCGAUUAUUCAUUACAACUCAUAGAAUCUCUGACCGAAAGUAGAGAACUAAUAUCGGAUGAAAUUAAUGAGGAUGUUGCGCAGUCUGUAUUGGUCCUCCUUAGACUUUUAAGUGAUACGUUGGAAUUUUGCUGGGAAUCUAAGGAAAGUCCAGAAGAUAAAGUUAAAGAUGAGCCAAGUUUUGAGAAUAUACCAAUAGAUGAUAACAAAGAGUAUGUGAAUAUGGGGGAACAGGCGAGAGCUGGUAAUAUGUUUACAGGAUCUACUAUCGGUUACUCGACACAUAAACCAGGCUUUCACAGAGUUCCACCUCCACAAAUUGAUUCUACCUUGGCUACAAGAUUGCUAAGUGUAUGUACGAGGUUAAAAUAUAACACAAGAACACUAAGAGUAUUAAAAAACAUGUCCAAAAAUUUGUAUGGCAAUGGUACAAUAACUUAUUCCAGCGUCUUACCAAAAUUCCAAGCUUGGUUGAAAUACCAUAACUACCCUAAAUAUACAGAAACUGUUGAUUUAACAAUUGACUACAUUCUAAGAUUCAUAGCUGCUGCAAAUCCAGCAGAUUAUGAUAAAUAUGUAGACUCUAAAGUGACGAAUCCACUUUUGAUAUCACAUACAUUAACGGAGCUAGGCAUAGUAAAGUACCUUGAUUUCUUUGGAUGUGUAUUUUUAACGCCAGAAAAUGUGGGCCCAUUUUUGGAGACACUGCGACAUCUAUCAGGAUUUAUGAAACGAACAAUUUUUCACUCGUUACUGUUGUAUUAUUCUUCUAAGGCAUUUUUAUUUUGGAUUUUAUCAAGACCUAAUGAAUAUGUCCAACUAUAUUACGCCUUACAAAAUCUGGACAGCUCCAAAUCGAAUACCUUCCACCAAGGGAACAGCAAUAGUUCCAUAGCGACGAUUCCUUACUGUGUUUCAGUAUUAUUCGAUGAUAUUUAUUCUACAUUCAAUGUCUCAUCAUUAUUGACUAAUAUAUACGACACGAGGGGCCAUAACGGAUCAACAACACAGCCAGUUGAAACAGAACAAAGCCAAGCCACAUCUCCAGGAAGUACAAAUCCGGUAUUAUUUUCCCCUACACUGACUAGUAACGACGGCAUUAUAACAUCCCCUACAAUGGGUAGUAAUCAAAUCGCGUCCCCUUUAUCACCACUCCCAAUGUCACUAGAUUUUAAUUCUAGGACACAAGCGCAAGGAUUUCCAUUAGAAGAAACAGCCUCUAUACAUUCUAGUAAAAGGUCAUACAACAUCGACGAAUCCGUUUACAGUACUAUGGGUUCGACACAUUCAAAUAUUAAUACUCCGACAACAAAUGCUAGUUUCACACAUCCCAACGAGGAUGAAAUACCGACGUCUGGUUCAGGACAUUUACAGUAUGUGUUGGAGCUAUUCUCAAACUAUGAAGAAACAGAACUAUCUUCCCAUACUUCUAUUCUAAGGUUUUUACUUUCACUAAUACUGUUGGAUACGGAUGUCUUUACUGAUAUUAAUGCCAUGACUUUCAGGUAUAUUCCUGAUACUUCGAAAAUUAUACAACAAUACUCACAAAAACAAGGAACUAGAGAUGCAGGUGCUGGUACACAUAUGCAAAAUGAUGAUCCUUCAAAAGAAAAAGAAAAAAAUCAGAGUAUAAAACAGAUUACUCAUGGCUUAAAGAAAUUAACUAACCUAUCCUCAUCCAAAAAGAAGACAGUAAAGUUUAUAACAAUGCUGAUAAGGAAUUUAAAUGGUGCACAAAUGGUUUCUGAUGUCUCACUAGUAGAUUCGCUUAAAACAUUAGUUGCUUUGGUUACAUUAACCUCCUCUAUUUCGUUAAUUGAUUCAAAUCUGCCUUCGGUUUUGUUUGCCAAGAGAAUAUUUUCUAUCCUUGGACAUAAUCUAGAUGUAGGGAAAAAUUGGGAGUCUAAGACGAAUGGCUUUAUUGCAUCUUGUACUGAAAGAAAUCCAAUUAGCCAUAGGAGACUUCAACUAGAAUUUUUUGCAGCAGCAAUACAACUAGAUUCUGAUAAGCUUCUUUCUCAUAUUCACCUGGAAAGGGAACUGGCCGGUUUAAAUCUAAGGAGACUCCUUCUAUAUACUGAAGGUUUUAAAGUGUUUUUUAAUUUACUAAGUUCUGAUGUUUUACGGAAGAAAGUAGCACUAUCAAGUAGCAAUUUUUUAAAAUCCUUGUUUUGCAUUAUUGCAGACAUUUUACUGAAAGCUUUCCCAUACUUUGAUGCAAAGGUAACAUCUAUUGUUUCAUCAAUUUUAGAUGGCUCCAUUUUAGAGAAAUAUGAUACCAUAAAGACGCUAGCAGGUUUAGAACCUUCUAAUCCACCUGUUCUAGAUAGGACUGAUUCAAGCGUUAAGUUGAAACUUCAGAAGAAAAUCACAAAUUGGGAUGUGCACGAAGUUUUACCUACCUUGUCUGCUGUAUCAUCAUCAUCUGAUAUAAAUCUUUCUGAUACUGGUAAGAGCAUUGCAGAAUCUACAGAACGGAGAUCAAACACCUCAACGCCUGCCCACACCUCAACGCCCGCAAAUCUAACUCAUAAUCCGUUAUCUACAAUUGCUUCACCACCCUCGACACCAGGUUCAAUUGGUAAUUACAGGAAUAAUCCAGGAAUGAACGUAUUAAGUCCACAUGCACGUAGGCUUCAAAAUGUAAAGAUUGAUUCUCCACAAGUAGAGGGUGAAAGAACUCGACAAAGCCCGUAUUAUUUUGGAGCAACUAGUACAGGUGAAUAUUCAAACCAAUCCGUUUCACAUUCAUCGUUACCAAAAACCACUCGAUCUUCAGGAAGUCAAGAGAAAUCCAGGAGAUCAUCGGAUGAUAAAAAUAAACCACAACUAAAAAUGCAAGACUCUGAUGAUGUAAUUGUAUUGAAAACGAAUGAGAAUGAUGACGCCCGCAGGAUUAUGAUUAAUAUUUUCAGCAUUUUUAAAAAAAUGACUAAUUACUUUAUCCUCCCUCAUGAUCAGAAUCUAAACACUAUUUGGGUUUCUAAAGAUUUCAGAAACAUCAUGAAACCAAUCUUUGUUGCCAUAAUUGACACAGAUACUAGACUACAAACUACAGCACAAUCAUUUAUGGAUGUACUAAUAAGAUACAUAUCGAAAUUCUCAAGUGAUAUCACUGCCAGAAGCUUGAACGAGCACUACUUGUUAUGCAACUACACAAUUACAUUAUUUGCCGCUUCACUUUUUGAUCUAAAACUUGAUAAUAAAAAGAGAGAGAUAAUUUUAAGGAUUGUAGUAAAGUUUUUGAACGUGAAAUCUGAUUUAUCAAGAAUAGCGGCUCAAAAAGAUCUUCAAUAUGCACUUUAUUCUACUGAGCUUGUAACAUUCCCGUUGUUGACAGCUACUGUUGGAGGAGGGCUAUUUAUCUCCUUAUACUGCAAUAAAGGAGAAAUUCCAAGAUUAUUAAAAAAGGGUUUUGGGGAGUUUUUGUUUGCUAUCAACUGCUAUGAGAAACAUGUCGGGGAAAUUGAUAGGACUUGUAUAUACAACCUUGGAUUUAUUGUUGCUAUGUCAAGGGAUAAUUAUGCCGCAUCUGGAUCGGUCGCAUUUCAGAGACGUUUAAGAAAUAAAAUCUUACAUCACAUCAAAAGACCAGACACUAUUCUUCUUGAUGCCAUGGAUGUUAUUUACCGAAAGUGGUCUAGUUAUAUGAGGAAAGAAAACAUAACUCAGGAAGAACUAAUAGAUUUUAGAAGCUUGGCUGGUAUACUGGCCAGUAUGUCAGGUAUAUUGCUUUCUUUUGGAGAAACAAGCACAGAUAACGUCCCUCAUUUAUUUGAAUUCAGAGGGGACCUUAUCAAAAAAAUGGAUUACUUUGUUUUUAAGCAAUGCCAGUGGCUGAAUAAUCCUGAUUUGCUUACCCGAGAGAACUCUAGAGAUAUUCUAAGCAUGGAACUACAUCCCUUAUCAUUUAAUAUUCUGUUUGAUAACCUAAGAAUUAAGAUUGAGGAAUUAAGAUCCGUAAAUCUUUCACAAAAAGUUCAUGAAUCUUCAUUUGUUUUACUAGAGCAAAUCAUAACUAUUGUCAGAACUGUCCUGAAUAGGGAUGAUGAUGAACGCAUCAUGCUUUUGUUUUCUAUUAGAGUUGUAUCAACCAUUGAUCAAUUGAGUGAUCUAGUUGAAAAAAUACCUCAUAGCUCUGUGAAAUACUAUAAAGCCAUUAUUCAGAUGGCUAAAUUAUUUAGAGCAAUCCAGCAUUCUGAAAUUAGUCUAGGGAUAAAGAACCACUUUUACCUGAAGAAUAAAUGGUUGAAAUUACUUACAAACUGGUUUAAGGUUACUAUUUCUAUUGAUUACGAUUUUGAUAAUCUGUCCAAACCUCUAAGGGAAAUGGAUUUAAAGAAAAGAGAUCUCGACUUCCUGUACAUUGAUACUGCUAUCGAAACAUCUAAAGCUGUUGCGUACUUAACCGAAAAUGUGCCACUGGAUAUUCCACCUUCUGCCUCCAAGGACGAACUUGAGAGAGCAAGUACAAUAGUGUUUGGUAACUACUUUACCAUAUUCUUAAAGGGUCUAGAGAAGAGUACCGAUAUUCAGAGAUUCCCAGUAUCCCUCAAACACAAAAUAACUAUCUUAAAUGAAAAUGUCAUUUUAUCAUUGACGAACCUUUCAAAUGCUAACGUAGAUGCUAGUUUGCAAUUCACAUUACCGAUGGGUUACUCUAAAGACAAGAACAUAAGAAUUGCAUUUUUGAAAGUUUUCAUUAACAUUGUGACAAACUACCCGAAAUUAAAAGUUGAAUCAGAGCGGAAGAAGCUUUAUGCAGUAGAUCAACUGGUUCAAUACCUCAUUGAACAUCCACAUUUGGCUUUCCAAGCAGGUAUAAUAUGUCCUGCCAGUGAUGUAGAUGCUUUUGUCGCUGGACUGGUCAAUGGUUUUGAUUCUAGAAAUGCUUCACACAUAUUGGUGACACAAUUGAUUAAAGAUGAAAUAGAUAGGGCGUCGAGAUAUGCCGAUGUCUUGAGAAGAAAUAGCUGUGCAACUAGGGCACUUUCUUUGUAUGCCAGAUCUAAGGGACAAAGCUAUCUGGUGAGAACCUUGAAACCUGUUUUGGAUGAAUUUUUCGAAAGUCGUGAUAGCUUUGAGAUAGAAAAGAUACUACCCGAUGAUCCAGAGGCAGAAAAGAACGUCGACAUGUUUAUACACUACAUGAGCAAGUUGAUUAAUGCUAUAACAGAAUCUGUGGAUUACUUUCCACCAGAAUUAAUUAAUAUCUGCCAAACUAUCUUUCAUUCGGUAAAGGAAAAAUUCCCUGAUUAUUCAUUCAUUGCUGUUGGGUCCUUCGUAUUUUUGAGAUUUUUAGGCCCUGCUAUAGUCAGUCCUGAUGCCGAGAAUAUUAUUCUGAUUUCCCAAACAAGAGAUAAGAGGCCUUUAAUAACACUUGCUAAGGUCCUACAAAAUAUGGCUAAUGGCUCUGAAAACCUAACUAGAUGGCCUAUAUUGAACAAAAAGUUAGACAUUUUUAAGGACUUUAGCAACCGCAUAUUUGAAUUCUUAUCAAAAAUUUGUACUAUUGACUCCAAACCGAAUAUAGAAAUUAGAAGAGACCCUGAGCCGUAUUAUUUUGAAUUUAAUUUCUUACACAAGUUUUUAUAUGAACACGAGUUGGAAAUUAGAAAAAUGAUUGUGGAGAGCUUAGUCUCUUUAGAUGACUUUGAUUAUGUUCGUAAAACAUUCCUAUUUGUUGAUGAUAUUAUGGGUGUUCUAGGUAGACCAAAAGUUGAAUUAAAGAAUGAGAUACCUCCUUAUAUAGUGGAGCAUAUGGAAGAAAAUCCACAUUUAUACGAGUUUAUGAAUAGGAACGCGUUCAAGAAUGUAUCAUUAGGUGAUGAAUAUGAGCCAUUUAUGCAUGAGUCUAUGUCAUUGGAUGGUUUGCCAAUAAUCACUAUUACAUUUCGUAAGUUUGAAGCAGAGAAUAUUGAGGUCGACGCCAUCGUUUACAGGACUAUACAGGUUUAUUCCAAAAUGUGGAUGACAAAGCAUUAUCUGGUGCUAGAUUGUACCGGCAGUGAUUCUAUAGACAUGAACUACAAUAAAUUAACGUCUUUGUUCUUCAGUCUAUUACCUGAUAUAGCUAUUGAAAACUGUAUUGGUGCUAUCUAUUUCAAUGUUAGCGAGAAUUUCAUGAAUCAAUGGGUUAAUGUUUUGAGAGGUGAUAAUCCCUAUCUCGUUGCACAAGUUCCUCAUCAUUUCAUCAAUAGCAGUUCUGACCAAGAACAAGUAAAAACACUAGGCCUGACGGGAAAAGGCGCUGAUGUGGUACAAGAUACAAGAGUCUCCCUGCAUGAUAUAUCUUUAUACCAUGAAGAUACUAAAAAUCUAGAGAAUGUUUCAUUGAAAAUUGGUAAUAGGUAUAUCCAAAUUCUACAUGAAGCAACCAAACAAUAUAAACUGCACGCACUAAACCAAAUUUUGAAUAUUCCUUUUAAUGAUGUCUAUGAAAUUGUGGAUUUAGCGACAGUUGGUGUUUCUUCAAUUACUGGUCUACCAAACGAAUUCACAAUAAAUUUUAUAAACGGUAAGAGACUGGUUUUAGUUAGUAAAAAAUAUCUUGAAAUUGUUAAAAUGUUCAACUAUGCACAACUUAAAAUCGAAGAUGAGUAUGGUACUGAGAGUCAAAACCGUGAAUUGACUAGCACUCAUGAAGAAUCGUAUGUUAAAGAGAGUCAAGAAAUUAUUUGCCACCUGUCUUUAGUCAUCUUGAAUGGGUUGUUUAACGACGAUAAUGAGGUUAAGAAUAUAUCUUACAAUUUACUAGUUGUAACACAGAAUGCUUUCAACCUAAACUUUGGAAGCAGAUUUCAAAAAGCACCUGAAGUGUAUGUUCCAGAUAAUACUACCACCUUCUUGUCCACUAUUGCUAGAGCUCUAGCAGAAUCUUCACCUGAACUGACGCUACACAUGUGGACUUACUUCCUAGAAGGCUUGGAAAAUGAUGUUAUACCUCAUGAACAUAUACCUACAAUAAUUUGCUGUCUAUCAUACUGGGUGCCUAACCUCUAUAGAUAUGUCUAUUUGGUUGAUGAAGAAGAAGGUGCAAACAAUUUAUCAAAAAUAAUAAGAUCCUUAAUCCAGCUGACUGUAAAAGACCCUGAUUUUACUACAGUUUAUUUACAGCAAAUCUGGUUUUUGCUUGUAUUGGAUGACCGUUUAACAUCGGUAACAGUAGAAGAAUUUGUCACUCAUGCUUUAGACAGAGAUUCUGAAAGUAGAGAUUGGAAAAAGGCUGUAUCCCUAUUGACAGCUUUCCCAACUGUUGAAGUCGCGUGCCAAGUUAUUGGGAAGCUAAUGGAUAUAAUAAAGUCCUUUUUACCAUCAUUAAAAAUGGAGGUGUCUACUCACAGUUGGUCUGAGCUAGAAAUUCUUGUAAGGAUUAGUGUUUCCCUAUUUUUUGAAUCACCUUUAUUAACGCAAAUGUGUCUUCCUGAAGUACUAUUCAUAAUAUCACUUUUAAUUGAUAUUGGUCCCACGCACAUCAGAUACUGUCUACAUGAACUAUUAAUGAAUAUUUGCCAUUCUCUGAUGAUUAAUUCAUCUUUACCAAAAGAAAACUCUGAGAGGCUCGAUGGCAUAUGUGCUGUUUUUGCAAGACAAAAGCUAAAUUUCAUGUCUGGUUUUAGUCAGGAGAAGGGCCGUAUACUUCCAAAUUUCAGUGCUUCUUCAUUCUCGAGCAAAUUUGGAACCCUUGACCAUUUUGUUACGAAUGUUUUCAAACUUAUGGAAUAUGGAUCUACAUCUGAAGCUGCGCAGUGGAAAACUAAAUAUAAGAAGUAUUUGUUGGGUUGUGUAUUCAACCACGAGUCUUUUCUGUCAGCUAGAGCUAUCAUGAUUCUCGGUAUUAUUGGGAAGAUAGAUACCAAUGAAAUUUUGUGCAGAGAUCUUUUAGCCGAAACAAUGAAAAUCUUUGCUGAACCAGUUGUCACUGAUGAACAGCUAUUUGUUGGUAUUUCACACAUCUUUACCUACAGUAAAAUUGUCGCUGGUCUAGAUCCUGCUGGUCAAAUGCUGCCAAGAAUGUUUUGGUUAGCAACAGUUUUUGUUGAAUCACCUCAUCCGAUUUUGUUUGAAGGAGGAUUGCAAUUCUUGAUAAAUUGCCUCAAACAUUUAUACGAGUAUCACUAUAAAAUCAAUAAUACAGAGAAGCUAAUUUCUGAACUUUUAAUAGAGUCGAGGAGCUUUGCAUCAGAAUUACUAGAAGAACUAGAAGGCUAUACUGAUUGCUUGUGGACAAAAGAUAAUUUUGAACAUUUAAUUCUUGGUUUUAUAACCAGGGGAUUAUCUUUAGCUGUCUUAAGAGGUGUCGCUCUCGAUUGCCUGAUGACAGCUUUUAAAUAUUCCUUCAGAGAACAUCAAAUGAUCCCUAGGACUAGUCACCACUUAAACUAUCUGUUUCUGCUAUAUUUGGUCUCCAACCAGGAAACCUUUCUAAAUCUCUUGGACAGCGUAGGCUUCGAGAGUGAUUAUAUUGAACUAGAUGACAAUAUUAAGAUACCCAGAGCUCUAGUGGAAUGGAUCAGUUCAGAUAAUGAAUGUUCAAACAUAACAUUGUAUCAAGGUGCUCUUUUAUUUGCUAGUCCUGCUUCAGAUGAGCCAAGUAAGUUGAGAUUCGAGCUGCUGACAAGGUAUCUUCUAGGUAUCAGCCCCAAAUGUGUUUUCCGUUAUUAUUUUGUUACUAGACAAGAGCUAAGAAGAAUUUCAUCACUUGAGCAACAAUCUGACUCUAGUACCAUUGCUUUUGAAAUAGCUGGUAUGCUGGUAAUGCAUGAUGAUUUCGAUAUUUUGGAUAUAUACAACAAAGAUUCAGUACAGCUUCUGAAAUCAAGAGGUUUAUUCUCUUUGACUAAGGUGAACAUAUUUGGUCGUAGCUUCGAGGAUAUCAUGAACUCGUUACAGGAAAAUUCUGACCAAAUUUACAACCGUAAGAGAUUGACAACCCUAAUUAUCUCUAAAAUCAUUUACCAAUCCCAAUUAACUUUAUAA
This is a messenger RNA of Nakaseomyces glabratus, 9375 nucleotides long. RefSeq names its product GTPase-activating protein IRA1 (gene IRA1). The record is from RefSeq and is a predicted model, not a curated record. NCBI's taxonomy places the organism in Eukaryota, Fungi, Ascomycota, Saccharomycetes, Saccharomycetales, Saccharomycetaceae. Gene Ontology annotation, biological process: regulation of GTPase activity.